This is a messenger RNA of Owenia fusiformis, 3698 nucleotides long. Lineage: Eukaryota; Metazoa; Annelida; Polychaeta; Sabellida; Oweniidae. The record is from the annotation of a GenBank genome assembly.
AUUUUAUCACUUUGAAAUGAUUGUAGUGCCAUCUUUGAAAAAACAUUAUUACAAUUUUGUUCGAGACUAUUCAAAAUGGCAGCCACCAUGUUUGGAAAAAAUAUGCAGGUUGUCAUGAGUUGUUCAAAAUCCAAGAUGUGGCGCCAUCUAGCAACUUCUUUAUCUAAAUCCCAGUUAAGGUGUAUGUCCCAAGCUACUUUUAAGUUUAAUGAUCUGCAAAUCGAACCAGCCAAGAAUCUCAAGUCAAAGCCAGAUGCUGACAAGCUCGUAUUUGGCAAAACUUUCUCUGACCACAUGCUUGAAGUGUAUUGGACAGAGGAGAAAGGAUGGGGUGCCCCAAAGAUCUGUGAAGUCCAUAAUCUAGACAUUCACCCUGCUAUAAAAGCACUUCACUAUGCUGCUGAGUUGUUUGAAGGAAUGAAAGCCUACAGAGGUGUAGAUGACAAAAUACGAUUAUUCAGACCUGAGGAAAAUAUGAAACGGAUGAUAAACAGCGCAAGUAGGGCUGCUUUGCCGACAUUUGACGGUGGAGAGCUUACAAAAUGUAUUGCAAAAUUAGUUGACAUGGACAAAGACUGGAUACCACAUGCUCCAGAUACAUCCCUCUAUAUGCGUCCAACAUUAAUCGGGACUGAGCCGUCCUUAGGGGUUUCUAAGACAACAGAGGCAUUACUCUUUGUUCUGAUUGGUCCAGUUGGUCCUUAUUACGCCCAUGGUUUCCAACCAGUCUCAUUAAUGGCUGAUCCAGAAUAUGUCCGUGCCUGGCCUGGAGGAUGUGGUUUCGCCAAAAUGGGCUCAAAUUAUGGGCCAACUAUAGCUAUCCAAGCCGAGGCUGUUAGAAGAGGAUGCCAGCAGGUGCUGUGGUUGUAUGGGGAAGACCACCAACUCACUGAAGUGGGGACCAUGAAUUUAUUCAUGCACUGGAUCAAUGCAAAUGGAGAACGUGAGCUUGUUACGCCACCUCUUGAUGGGAUCAUCCUACCGGGAGUGACGAGAAAAAGUCUCAUAGAAAUGACAAAGCAGUGGGGAGGUUUUAAUGUAGUGGAAAGAACCUUUGGUAUGAAAGAAGUUCUACAAGCGCUUAAAGAAAAUAGGGUAAAGGAGAUAUUUGGAGCUGGUACAGCAUGUGUAGUUAGCCCAGUGGAGAGAAUACAAUACAUGGGAGAGGACUACCAUAUACCAACUAUGGAACAGAAAGAUCCAAUUUGGAAUCGCUGCUGGAAGGAACUCACAGAUAUUCAGUUGGGCCGCAAUGCUCCCCAUGCCUGGGCACCAGUUGUAGAAUGAUGGACCAGGACUUGAGGAAUCAGCAUUAGAAUAUAGAAUAUAGUGUAGAGCACUAAAGCGAAGCAUUCUGCCUUCAGUCUAACCCAAAAAGUACAUAUAGCCCACACCCAUGACAUGUUGGGGGAAAUAUAUUCUUACAUAUUCCCGAUUUGAGGUAUUAAAGACAACAAAAAUCAGGCUUCUAUGAUUUGUGCCAUUCAUUCUUGAUUCCCUGGGAAAUGGCUCUCAUGUAUUUUAAGAUUAUGAAAAAUGAAUAUUUUCUAUAGGCAGAUAGGUACUUAUCUUAGAUUUAACUCAUGUGCAAAAAUAUUUCAUCCAACUACCUCAGAAUUAUUCCACUGAUUUCCUUAUAUAUACUGGCUCUGUAAUCGUGUGGUUCUGGAUUUUUUGGAGCAAACAGAACUUUCUCAAGGACAAAGGAUGGAGUCGGAGUCCACAAUCUACUCAAUCGACAUAACACAAAGAAUGCUUGGCAUGUAGUGCUCUAAAUUCUAGCAGAAGGAUGCAAGUAGAGACAUCUAUAAUGCAACUAGAAGAUAUAUAGUUCUCAAUUUCCAUUGGCAGCUUAGAGGUGAACAGGAGAGGAAAAUGAAUAAAUAUAAAGUAAUAUAUGGCAAUGUGAAUCACUGAGAGUCAGAACCAGGUGUUCUUAUUCUAAGGUGUUCACAUUCUUAGGUGUUUUUACACUAGAAUAUGUUCAUAUUAUGCACAGUGAGCUAUUUACAGAGGUGUUAUGGAGAGAUGAAAGCACUAAAAACAUAUAGAACCUAUGUAAAUGGCUCCCUGUUUUAUUUUGAAUGCACAACUUUGUUUUCAAAAAUGCUAUAUUUUAUGUAUUUUAUACAAAAAUACUUGUAUUGUUUUAUGAAUUAAACAUCAUUGCUAUUUGUUAUGCAUUCGUCACAUGUUUUGAGUUUUAAGGAAACUCAAAAUCAUUGUGUUCAUAAAUUAAUUUACUCACAUUUUGCUUUCUUGUGAACCCAAUGAAAGGAUACAAACAAUAUUUAUUUGUUUAAAAUGCUUAGAGUAUAUAUGAUAUAACUUGAAUGAAAAACAAAAAAGAAGAAAAAAGAGUGACUAAAAUUGAAAAAAACAGAAAUAGGACUGGUGAGUUCUGAUUUUCCUCCAUGCAAACACAGUUUGCUGCUUAUGAAUUGUUAACAUGUUUGAUAAAACGAUUGUCAUGUAACUUUUGAAAAGCUUAAAACUGUGAAAUACCAGUACAAAAAAUAUUGGAAUCUCACACCGAACAAACAUUUUUUUCUAAAUUGGGCAGCUACCCUAAAAUAUAAAAGAUCUGACUUCAAAAAACAAUCACAAUAUUAAAAGAUUUACAUGUUUUGAAAAUAAAAUUACAUUUUUACUUCAAAAUCAUGUUAGCUGUUUUUAUACAAGAAUAUAUUUCCGAAGACAAAAGCAUAAUUUGCCAAAUGUUUUCAUAAUCAUGAAAUAAUUUGAUAUACUUGUAUGUUAUCAAAGUAUAUGUUGUAAAGCUAUAGUUCAAUAGAUCGCAUAAAGGGUGUUGCUUCGAUAUUGCAUUUUUGAAGAAAAAAUCUCAGAAAUUCCAUCUUAUUAGCAUCAAACAUUAAAAUCUUCUAUUCCAGUCAGAAGGUUAUAAUUACAACUGUGGGCAAUGGGCAUCAUGGAAGUCUCAAAGCAAAACCCUUUAAAAUAUCUAAAUACAUGUAAGUUUUUGGUUGGAUUUCAACCUGUCUGAUUAGCUAAUAAGGAUUUGUAUCUGUUGAUUUGUGUGUCCGAGUAUGCAUUGCCUUAAGCAGGUAAAUGAUAUUAUGUGAUAUUCUGAAACAAUAUAGCACAUAUCAAGAGUCAUCAAAAUUUACAUGUUACAAAUAUACUCCAUAUUUAGCAUUGAUUAUAUGUGUGCAUAUAUGAUUUGAUAUACAUUUGAUUGGGAACAUGUAGUUUGUAACAUUCCCUGCUUAUUAAUAUGCCUUACAUCUCUAUGUAUGAUCUUAUUUAUAAGUCCUGAGAGUCACAUUAAAGGGUCUUGGCUUCAGUAUUGACUAACACAUACAUUCAGAUAAAUAGAGAAUAUCCUAUGAUUCAUUUAUAUGAAUUUUUUCAGAAAUGGAUAAAACUGGACGAGCAAGGAAAUCGUAGGUUGCUUGUCAAACUUCAAACAAAUGAUUCUCCUUUGUAAAUGUCAGCCUCAUUUUGAGUAGAUUAGCAUUCACGAUUGGAUAUGGAACCUUAUUACAUAUAAAUAUUCAAAAAUUAUUACACAUAAAUCAGAGACAGGAUCCUUUAACUGAUUGGCUUUCAAAAUUGUGAAUCCCAGAUGAUUUUUCCAAUGAGUAUUUCUGAUUAGAAUCACUAAAUAUAUGAUAACAUGCAUUGUACCAUUAUCAAUUAGUCACAAAUAAAUUAUCACAUAAAAGCAAAAGAAAAAA